ACAAAACAAGCCUUUCGUCCGCCGGGUAGUUUUUUUUUCUUCUGAGUGGAAAAGUUUUCUCUUCAAGUUUUUUUCUUUUUAAUUUUUUCAAUAUGAUUCUUCCGUGCAACGUCUAAUUAAAUGUGAAAAAAACUAAAAUUAUUUAAUACUUUAAGUGACAAAUUGUGAAUGUUUUAAUAAUAAUCACAGGAAGGAAAUUCUUUCAAAGCAACAAAAAAAACAUUACGAAUUGAAAAAAAGUAAAGAAAAAUUCCCCACGAAUUCAAAUUUUUUUUUAUUAUUUCAUUUGUGUCGUUCGUUCUCCUUCUCGUUCGCUGUGUGGUGGCUCGCUCAAAGUGGGGCACAGCAGCAGUACAAGCUUCUCACCAGCGCGAACUUAAAAUAGAAAACGUCACACUCAAUUUUAUGAGGUUCAUUUUUUUGAAUAUAAUAAAAAAAAUAAAUCAAAUUGUAUUUAUGAAACAGAAAUCACAAAUCGUGUCGGGAAAAUAACAAACUUAAUGCUGAAUAUCGUGUCUUUAUUUCCACCAGCAAAUACGGCAGCUGGCUGAAUUUUUGAGUUUUUGAAAAAGGCUCAACCUGAAGGAACAAAAAGAAAUUCCAUCCGUUUUGUGGUUAGGUUAUUGCAUAAAAUAUUUGUUAUCGUUGUUGUGUGAGUGCAGGAAAAGAUCCUGGAAUAUUGUUGCGACAACAUUUUGGAUCUGAAAUCGCGGAAACGAUCAAAAUGAUCUCUGAUUACCAAUUGUACCCUCACCUGUGAAUUCAGAUGUGUAUACUUGACAAGGUCUAAUAAGGAGUGCUGAAAUAAGUUAUAUCCCAAAUCAAUACCAGUCGUGUUAGUAUCGAAGCAAAAACAUUCAACAAGAGUUUAUACAACAAAGCAAUGAAUGAUAAAAAUAACUUAACAUUGCAUCAACAUCAGCAGCUUAAUUCACACGAUGACAAUGAGGAACCAUUAGUUUCAUCAACAUCAAAUGAUACGACACCCCCAUCGACAACGGUUGCCGUAGUAGUUACGUCUCCAACCAGCUCUAGUAAUAGCAGUACAAGCAGUAGCAAUAAUCAUCCCGAUAAAACGCCACCAACAUCAUCAUCACCAGCCAGAACCUGUGUGACCUCGAGUACGGGAAAUAAUAGUAAUGAUUCGCUGAUAAUAAUUUCAACAAAUCAUAAUCCGCCGAAUGCUGAGCAGUGUCAUCGGAAUAAUGACAGACUUUUGACAGAAGUAUUAAACGAUGAACCCAGUUGCAGUAAUAAGAGAAGCACUAAUACUUACCAUGAAGAGGCAGCAACUUCGUCUGCUACAUCAGGCAGAAAAGUUCCGGUGCCAUCAAUAGGAUGCAAUAAGAGUAUUAAUAAUUUCAAUAAGAAUAACGUAAAUUUAGAUAAAUCGCCCGUAGAAGAGGCGAGAGGAAUGGUUGCUCUACGAAAAGCGACCAGCGAGAUGGUCGCAGUUGCUUCAACAAGUGGUAGCAGUGCUAUUACAAAUGAAGGCAAUGAGACAAAUUCCACCAAGAUUGAUGAAGGUGGUGGCAAUGGUGGAGACGAUGGCGGAGGGGGAGGCAAGAAGUUCACCAAUAACAGUGAAUCUCAGAAAGAGGAGCGCAAAGUGGAACCACUGAAGAUCAACCUUAUCCGACAUGAAGCGGUAAUACCGAAGAUAACGAUUAAACCUAUAAUUAAACCAGUUGAAUCGGCGGGGUCCUCUCAUGAUUCCGGAGGCAAUGUAGAGGUAUGUGCUCGAAAUUCUCCAAUACCAAAGUUGACCAUAAAGUCGAUGGUAGUCAAUAGUGGAGGAUCGGGAACAGGAGAUUCCAUUCCCAACGAGCCACAUAUUGUGCCCAAACUGACAAUACGUGCUAACGAUUCGAAUGACUCUUCAGCAACUUCGUCAAGUACCUCAUUGCAUACGGUUGUUCCAAAGUUGACGAUAAAAAUGGACAGCGGUGGAAUCAAUUGUAUAAACAACGAAACGAAAUCUCACUACAUAGAGCUCUCAUCUUCGUCAUCGUCUUCUUGUUCAUCCCCAUCGCCGCCGUCUAAUGUUGACAUACAACCGCCUUUGCCGAAGCUGACAAUAAAGACGACGGUAGACGGUAGCAGUGAGGCGACGAUAUCGAAUAUCCCGCCAUCUCCAUCGCAAUGUAACUUUGUUGGCUCCACGUCGACGGCUAAUUGUUCGUCGUCAACAGUUCCAAAAAUUACGAUCAAAAGUAUUCCAAAACCGGUGGCGGAGCCAUUGGAUACCGAAGAGGAGGCAAAGGUGCCCAAGUUGACUAUAAAAACCAGUCAGGAACAUGCCGUGAUCAUUCAACACCAAUCGAUUCCAAAGAUGACAAUUAAGACGAAGUCUUUAGAAAUUCACGAAUCAGAACCGAUAGAGAAAAUUCCGAAGAUCACAAUUAAAACAACAAGCAAUAGUAAUGAUAGCUUCACGAUUAAAACUAUUCCGGAGAAUAAUUGUUCGUCGGUGGCUUCAAGUAGUUCUUCGAUUCCAAAACUAACAAUAUCGACUAACGAAACAAGCACCACAUGUACGGUUAUUGAACAGUCACCGGAUCGUGUACCAAAGUUAAUGAUAUCGCGUCAAGAAGACCACUCCAUAGUGGAUUCUGAAAAAGUGCCUAAACCGGAGAAGAUCCCAAAGCUGACUAUAAAGUCAAUUCCAGCUUCGACAACUGACAGCGAAAAAUCACCAUCCGAAAAACAAGUUAUUCCGAAAUUGACUAUUAAAACUAAUGCCAACACGAGUAGUGUAAUUACCGGCGGUGAAGAGGUACAAGAAAAGAUUCCAAAAUUUACAAUACGCGCCUCAGACAACAGUGGGGACAACAUGAAACUCACAGUUGUAUCUGAUCCACUUCCACCAGCUGAUCUGCUUACAGAAACCACUGGUGAGGAAAUACCCAAAGUCGUCCCCAAGUUGACGAUAAAAAACUUAUCAUCUCCAAAACUAAAAAUAAAAGCAAUUCCAGCAGCAGCAGUAGCCGACGCAGCUCCCGCCGCUGCCGAAGAAAAACUAAAGGAAAACGAAGUCAGCGAAGAUAAUAAUUCAUCAUCAGCAUCCGUAGUUUUGGAGAAAAAAAUAAUAAAUGAAAUGAUGAAUCAAUGCAUUGAUGACGUGGAGUCUGUACUGCCAAAGGUGAUUCUACAGAACCACCACUCAACAGCUACGAAUAAUAUUUGUGCGUCAGUGACGGCAUCGGUGACGGAGCCUUCUUCGUCAUCAGUGGAUGCUGUCGAUCUAGAACGUAAAAAUUCCUCAGACAUGGAAAUUGAUAAAACCCUAAAUCAUGAUCCACAAACGUUCAACAAUGCAAGCUUAAGAUUCUCACAAGGCAUUCCGGUAAUAAAAGUUGUCCAGAGCUUUGACACGGUUGAUCUAACGUCAUCUCCUUCGCCCGGUUCAUCGCCUGUACGAAUUUUCGAUGAAGUUACGAAGAACGUUAGCAACCAUGGAUCAGUAAACUUGCUGAUGGAAAGACUACAGCGAAUAGAUGGACUUAUAAAAAAGCAACAAGCCUCAAAUGCACCAACGUCGGUAUUGGUUUCUUCUCCUUCACAACCAUACGAGUCAAUACCAAAUGGACAGCAUGAACAAAAAAGUUUACCAUCCUCAGAAUCACUAAUGGAAUCGAUAGAAAUUCUUGAUUCUCCCGAAGAAAGUCAAUCUUCGAUGCACGAUUCAAGUGUGAGAAUGGGAGUGGUAGUUACGAAACCAGUAACAAUGACAAUAGACCCUACAACUAUUCCAGUCAUUACGAAACAGCAACCUUCGCCGAAGGAAAACAAUCGCAUUAUUGUAAAUAACAUCAUAAAUCAUUCAAGUAAGUCCCACCACUCGCUAAAUAAUAAUAAAGAAGAGCAAUUACAAGUGCGCGUAAACAACCUUAAAAGGCACGCACCUAUCAGUGAGAUAUAUUCCCCCGAUGGUCACAAGAUGCCAAAGCUUCUUAGUUAUGUAGAAAAGAAAACCUUCCCGCUUCCAACGUUGAACCACAUCGAUUUGCCUGUAAACAAUCACGUUCUUGUGCCUAAGAAGCUUGCUGCUGAUCCUCUAGCUUUAGAAUUGGAUCCCAUAACAAAUAAGUUGGAGACAGAGGAAACAAAGUCAACGACUACGAUGGUGUGUACAGUACCUGAAGUGCCUGUGGCACCUCCUGAUAAAAGAAAACGUGGCCGGCCCAGGAAGUCUGAGAAGUUAGUCACAACUCCUGUUGCCGCCCCGACUUCUGUUGUCACUCCAACUAUCCAACCGAAUGCGAAUGAAGAAACAGUUCCAGAUGAUGUGGCAGUAAAAGCAAAGCGUGUUCUUCUGCUGAAAAAGCGUUUAGCUAUUGACUUUGUUGGAUCUGAGCCAUUAGAAGAUGGUUCACUAAAUGACAAACGUUCCCAGCGGACACCUUUGCGAAACUCUAGACGCAGUGGUACUCCGGUGCUGGUUAAAACGCCUUCAGAAACAAACUCGGUUAAUGAUAGAUUACAGCCUCCUGCCAAACACAACAAACAUUCUUCUUCGUCUUUGUCAUCAUCACAGUCAUCGCAAGAUCAACCGAUGAAUCAUAAUAGUGUAUAUCCAAUCGGUACUUCAUCGUCGUCUUCUUCAAUUUCAUCUGCUUCAAUUUCGGCUCAGCUAUUAGAAUCACAAACGACCGACUUACUAGAAUCACAAACAAACCAAGUAGAAGAAAACAAGAUGGAUGAAGAUAGCGAUUUGAUGAUUGUAGAUGGUAUGAAGACGCCUCCACCGAAAGAAAGCUCUGCAUUUCCAGAUGAGUUGUUCAUGACUCCCAAGACUGAGGACAGGAGACGAACGGAUUCCCUAGACGGAUCGAGUGAAGAUAUGAAUGCCCCUCAAACGCCGUCUCGAGGACGUGGACGAGGACGCGGUAGAGGUCGAGGCCGGGGUCGUGGAGUCGGGCGAGGUAGAGGCAGAGGCCGGGGAACUCCCCGACCUAGGUGUAUUGGAGGACUUAAGCACACACCCGAUCCAGAGCGACUGAAAGGAGUAAACUUUUUAAGUCCGGAGCGAAAAAAAUACCUUGAAGCUUGUGCCAACAGAACACCGUCGGAAGUUCAAAUUUACGAAGAAGACACUCUAAUGAGUGCCGAUUUCGUCGAUACACCCCGCCCAACAGAAUACUUUAACAACGAUGAUACACAAAGUUCCAUGAUAAGUAAUACAAGCAUUUUGGAUACCAGUGCAGUUGUUCGUAAAGUUAAAAGGAAGAAAUUCGAAACUGUUGCAACGGAGAAUGCGGAGUAUACUGUUGACCUUAUUGCUGAAUACGAUUGGCCACCACCUAAGGGCUGUUGUCCAGCAAAGAAUCGUGAUACAUUUAUGAUUCAAGAACAAAUAGCCUUGUAUCUGGGUAUUAAGAGUUUCAAACGAAAGUAUCCAGAUUUGCCGCGACGACAAGUCGAUAUGGAAGAGCGCAAUUGGUUGCAGGAAAAAGGACUAGUUGCAGAGAAGAUGUGUGAUCUCGGUAUAACAGCGGUGUGGGCUUCUGACGUACUGGAUAUUAUGUAUACGGAUUUUUAUGAAAAAUACGAAGAAUAUAAAAAUUUUGUACGCCAGAAGCAUAUACGAGAACUCGAGGCUAAAGCGAAGGUAGGAAUGAACUUGAACGUGUCUUUUCGGGGAAUGGCAACACGUGAUAGAGCAUUGCACGCGACUUCAAAUUGGAACGCACAUUUUAAUAAAUCUCGUAAAGAGGAACGUAGAUCUUGCUUGGACCUCCAAACUUUGGUCGUGAAUGUCCCGCUUCCGGCGAAAUUAGUCAACCGUCCAUCACCGGUUACGGUAAAACCUAUGGAACCAUCGUGCAGCUAUGCAAUGGCACUAGUACCAGGGCAGUUUUGUGAGAAUUAUCGUCAUUAUACACCCCAGGAACUAAGAUCAUAUCCAAUUAACACUGUUCUUGAAGACCCAAUGACGUGGAAAAACAGAUUCAGUUCAACGAAAACUGAAACUGCUGAUGCCUCGGAUGUUGAAACAUCUUCAUCGUGCGAAGAAGACAAAGAGGAUGAUGAUGCUAGCUCGAGUAGCAGUAGUUCAUCGGAUUCAAGUUCGGAUGAUUCGGACUCUGAUUCGUGUCAAUCAUCAGAUGAAGAGAAACCUCCGGAUGGUCUGCAAUGUAGUGUUUGCCACCUGCCACAGAAUAAAAAUCAAAAAGGACAACCUGAAGUAUUUAUUCGAUGUUAUACCUGCCGCAGAAGAACACAUCCUAGUUGCAUAGAAAUGCCAAAUCGUAUGGUAGGCCGAGCUAGAAAUUACAAUUGGCAGUGCGCCGACUGCAAAUGCUGUAUUAAGUGCAAAAGAAAACAAGAUCCAACAAAGAUGUUGUUCUGUGAACAAUGUGAUCGUGGUUAUCAUAUCUACUGCCUUGGUGUUAAAUCUGUACCCGAAGGUCGAUGGCACUGCGAACGUUGCCUUGUAUGUAUGCGGUGUGGUUCCACUAAGCCAGAGGGUCAUGUCCAACCGUUACUAUCUCCAACAGAUUCACCUGCUAUAGUUAAAACUAACAAACACAAAAAAGCGAAAUGGGUCAAUGAAUAUCGCAUUGAUCACAUAACCAAAUUGCGCGAGCAUAGUUCGAUGCUGUGCGUUCCUUGUGCAAGACACAAGGCUAAUUCUCGUCGUACUUGCAACAACAAUAACAACAACAACUCCUCAACGACGGCACCACACAGUGGCAGUGCACAUUCCCAUAACAAUCAGCAAAUGUCACCGCCACCACCACCUCCACCAGUUGCGACUAUAGUUACACCUGCGCCCCAAAACCUUAACACAGUGCUAUCACCGACGGCGGUGCCACAAAGGCCAAAAGCAUCUAAAAAAUCAACAAAACCAUCAACAACGACUCCGUCGGUGAAAAUAAAAAUAAAUGAAAGAAAAAACAGAAAAAAAGAACAUUUAAUUAUAGUAAAUUAGCUAUUAAGACUAACAAUAGUUAAAAUAUUUUGUGUACAACAACAUUUGCUAUGUGUAUAUUAUUAGAAAAAAAAAGAAACAAAAACAAAUCAUUGAUAAUAUUAAUGAAAAUACAAAUAAAAAAAAAAUAUAUUUAAUUGUUUUAGAUUUUCAAAAAAAUAAAAAAGAAAAGAAAUUAAUUGUAUGUUUAAUUUUUCUCAUUUAAGUUUGCCGUAAUUAUAUGUAAAAGUUGUAUAUUUUUAUAUUUUAAAAAAACAAAUUAAAUGGAUGAAAGCUAUAAUAUAAAAAUUAUAAAUAGGGAUUGAACGAAAAAAAUAAUGUUUAUUCAGUUAAACGAAAAACUUACAUACACGAUAAAAAAUAAAAAAAAAAAAAAACAAA
Episyrphus balteatus (marmalade hoverfly) is the source of this 7315-nucleotide messenger RNA. RefSeq names its product supporter of activation of yellow protein (gene e(y)3). The coding region runs from base 884 to 6934 and encodes 2016 amino acids. The record is from RefSeq and is a predicted model, not a curated record. NCBI's taxonomy places the organism in Eukaryota, Metazoa, Arthropoda, Insecta, Diptera, Syrphidae. The transcript has 12 exons.